Messenger RNA from Topomyia yanbarensis, 1228 nucleotides. It is a transcript of the gene Bub3, whose product is annotated as mitotic checkpoint protein BUB3. NCBI's taxonomy places the organism in Eukaryota, Metazoa, Arthropoda, Insecta, Diptera, Culicidae. The record is from RefSeq and is a predicted model, not a curated record. Gene Ontology annotation, molecular function: ubiquitin binding. Gene Ontology annotation, cellular component: mitotic checkpoint complex; kinetochore; bub1-bub3 complex. Gene Ontology annotation, biological process: mitotic spindle assembly checkpoint signaling. The transcript is spliced from 2 exons. Bases 144 to 1127 code for a protein of 327 amino acids.
CAUAACCUUAAACUGAAAGCUGCGAAAAGUAACGAAACAAGCGUCCAGCGAAUUAAUGCAAAAAGUUUCUUGAUAAAAUAUAAUAAUUUGAGCAGAAAGUUAUACUCCAGCAAAUAUUGAACGGCUCGAAAAAGUAAUCACCAAUGGAACGCAAACCGGAGACGCAGGUUCAGAACGCCCCCAGCGAUAUAAUUUCGUCGGUAAAAUUUUCCCCCAAUACCAACCAGUUCCUGCUGGUAUCGAGCUGGGACUCCAGCGUUCGGCUUUACGAUGUUGUAAACAAUACGCUGAGACAGAAGUACUACCACGAUGCACCGGUGUUGGAUUGCGCUUUUCACGAUUCCGUCCGAACGGUCAGCGCUGGACUAGACAAUCUCGUCAAAUUGUAUGAUCUGAACACACACGCCGAAAGUAUUCUCGGGAGUCACGACGCCGGUGUCAAGUGUGUGGAGUAUUCGUCUAAAGUGAAUGGAAUUCUGACCGGGAGCUGGGAUAAAACCAUCAAGAUGUGGGACAUUCGCGACAAAGACUGCGUCGGAAAGUACGAACAAAGUAAUGGAAAAGUUUACUCGAUGAGCUGUAUCGACGAAAAGCUAGUGGUGGCGACCUCGGAGCGAAAGGUACUGGUGUGGGAUCUGCGCAACAUGGGACAGUAUUUGACGAGGCGGGAAUCGUCAUUGAAAUUUCAAACACGAGCAAUUCGAUGCUUCCCGAAUAAGGAAGGAUACGUGAUGAGUUCCAUUGAGGGUCGCGUAGCCGUCGAGUAUUUUGAUAUGGAUCCGGAGGUACAGAAGAAGAAAUUUGCAUUUAAAUGUCACCGUUCGAAGGAAAAUAACAUGGAGUUAAUCUACCCGGUGAAUGCGAUCAGCUUCCAUAACGUUUUCAACACAUUCGCGACCGGCGGAUCGGACGGGUACGUCAACAUUUGGGAUGGUUUCAACAAGAAGCGGCUGUGUCAGUUCCAUUUGUACGAUAGUUCGAUAUCUUCGCUGGCGUUUAGCUACGAUGGUAGUACGCUUGCCAUUGCGUGUUCCUAUUUGGACGAGGCUGAAGUUCCUCCUGAACCGCUGCCGGAGCCGACGCUGUACGUUCGGUAUGUGAGUGAGGCGGAGACGAAGCCGAAGUGAGCAGUUUCUUUUUGUAACAAGUAAGCUUUUAGGGUUAGUUUGGAAUAUUACUCUAUGAGAUUCGUCUUCUUCAAUAAUAGUAAUUAAUGGUAAUUUUAGAA